AUGCCUGAGACCCCUGGAAGCAUUAAACAUAGGGAAGGAAAAGCUCAGAAAACGUAUCACACAGAAGACCUUUCUCCUCCUUACCGCCACCCGGAGGACAGCAGUGAGUGGCCCCCAGAACGACUCAGUCCUCAUCCUCAAAACCACACUCCUCCUCCAAAAGCACAAAGACAGCACCCACCUCCCAGACAGCAAUGUGAUCCUUCUAGUCUCACCCAGUCUACCCCCUCUAACCUGUCAUGUCCAUCCCAACCUACCUCAUCUCCUAUUAUAGUCCAUUCUCCGCCCUAUCCUUCUUAUCUCUUAUCCUCCCUUCCUGUUAAAAGAUGCACAUACAUUAUCAGGGAUUAUGACACAGACAACCUAAAUCGACAGUGA
This is a messenger RNA of Macrobrachium nipponense, 378 nucleotides long. RefSeq lists its product as uncharacterized. The record is from RefSeq and is a predicted model, not a curated record. Lineage: Eukaryota; Metazoa; Arthropoda; Malacostraca; Decapoda; Palaemonidae. The transcript has 2 exons. Bases 1 to 378 code for a protein of 125 amino acids.